GUGGAACCUCAACAGGCAUGAACGAGAGGAGACUAAUGGUUCCGUUUAUCAGCUCCUGGAUGGAUCAAGUGAUGCUCAAAGAGGAGUACUACAAGCUCUUGGGUUUAUCAGCUCAGGAUCCUUGACUGUGGCAGCAGGGAGAAAACCCACAAGAAUGCUGAUGCAAAACAGUUUUGGGAUGAACUUUGCCAGCGCAAUGAUUGCAUUUGUUGGGACUGCUGUCCUCUCUGCACAUUUGGCACUCAAUACCCAGAAGUUCAAGAGUUGCCAGUCUUCACAGCCACAUGACUUAUGCGUUUACCUGGGUUCCUUAUCAAAUGGCCUGGUGUCUCUAAUGCUGAUCCUUACCCUGCUGGAACUGGCUGUGACCAUUUCAGUCUCUGUCAUGUGGUGUCUUGGAAAUUUUUGUGGUUCGAGAGAGGCAAUUUCUUUACCUCCUAAGUCUACAGAAUCAGGAAUAAUAACCCCUGGUGGAAGCGAUUCUGAGAACCCAGACAGCCAGCCUCAAGUCACCACAGAGUGA
Messenger RNA from Phodopus roborovskii (desert hamster), 523 nucleotides. RefSeq names its product membrane-spanning 4-domains subfamily A member 3-like. NCBI's taxonomy places the organism in Eukaryota, Metazoa, Chordata, Mammalia, Rodentia, Cricetidae. The annotation marks the transcript as partial. Gene Ontology annotation, cellular component: membrane. The record is from RefSeq and is a predicted model, not a curated record. The transcript has 5 exons.